AUGGACUUACUCGUGUCGCUGGUUGCAGGCCAGAUUCUGCGAAUUGCCUACUACACCACCGGAAUCCUCUUGGUCUCAAUCAUCCUCAAUGUGAUCAACCAGCUCGUCUUUUACAGCAGGAAAGAACCCCCUGUGGUCUUUCACUGGGUUCCUUUUAUUGGAAGUACAGUUGCCUAUGGCAUGGACCCGUAUCAGUUCUUCUUUGCGUGCCGUGCAAAGUACGGGGAUGUCUUCACUUUCAUUUUGCUAGGAAAGAAGACAACUGUCCACCUAGGUGUCGAAGGCAACGAGUUUAUCCUAAAUGGAAAACUUAAGGAUGUCAACGCAGAAGAAAUCUACAGCAAGCUCACUACACCCAUCUUUGGGACCGGUGUUGUCUACGACUGUCCUAAUUCCAAACUCAUGGAACAAAAGAAGUUUAUAAAAUUCGGCCUAAGCCAAACAGCCCUGGAAUCCUACGUCCCCCUAAUCGCCGACGAAGUCACCUCCUACAUCAAAUCCUCGGGCAACUUCAAAGGCGAAUCCGGAACCAUCGAUCUAGCUGCAGCCAUGGCAGAGAUAACCAUUUUCACAGCAGCCCGCACCCUCCAAGGCGAAGAAGUCCGGUCAAAACUAACAUCCGAAUUCGCUGAACUCUUCCACGACCUCGACCUAGGCUUCCAACCAAUCAACUUCAUGUUGCCUUGGGCACCACUACCACACAACCGCAAGCGAGACAUAGCCCAUGCUCGCAUGCGAGCAAUUUACCUCGAAAUCAUCCAAGCAAGACGAGAAGCCGGCCCCAAAGCCGGCUCAAGCCCAAGCUCAAGCCCAGCCAGAGACACAACAAAAGGCACAGAUAUGAUCUCCAACCUAAUGGGCAGCAUCUACCGGGACGGCACACCGGUCCCGGACAAAGAAAUUGCCCACAUGAUGAUAACCCUCCUAAUGGCAGGCCAACACUCCUCAUCGGCAAUAAGCUGCUGGAUAAUACUCCGUCUAGCCUCAAACCCCUCGAUGACAGAAAAGCUCUACGAAGAACAACUGCAGAACCUAGGCUCAGACCUCCCACCAUUGGAAUACAAAGAUCUCGACAAGUUACCACUCCACCACAACGUCGUCAAGGAGACAUUACGCAUCCACUCUUCCAUCCAUUCACUCAUGCGCAAAGUGAAGAAUCCCCUUCCAGUCCCGGGGACGGACUUUAUCGUUCCGCCUUCGCAUACGCUUCUUUCUAGUCCGGGCGUUACGGCGCGGGAUGCACGCUACUUCCGGGAUCCGUUGCGGUGGGAUCCCCAUCGGUGGGAGGAGAGGGUUGAGGAGGAGGAUGAGUCUGAAACGGUUGAUUAUGGGUAUGGGGCUGUUUCUAAGGGGACACGGAGUCCGUAUUUGCCUUUCGGGGCGGGCAGGCAUCGGUGUAUUGGGGAGAAGUUUGCGUAUCUUAAUCUUGAGGUUAUUGUUGCUAUGAUGGUGAGGAGAUUUAGGUUUUAUAAUCCUGAGGGGGUGGAGGGUGUGCCGGAUACGGAUUACUCGUCUCUCUUUUCGCGGCCUAUGCAGCCUGCGAAUGUGCGUUGGGAAUGUCGGUCAUAG
Molecule: messenger RNA, 1569 nt
Organism: Penicillium arizonense
Lineage: Eukaryota; Fungi; Ascomycota; Eurotiomycetes; Eurotiales; Aspergillaceae
Product: cytochrome P450
Exons: 4
Coding region: 1-1569 (522 amino acids)
Biological process (GO): ergosterol biosynthetic process
Molecular function (GO): iron ion binding; heme binding; oxidoreductase activity, acting on paired donors, with incorporation or reduction of molecular oxygen
Source: RefSeq, a predicted model, not a curated record